Molecule: messenger RNA, 4759 nt
Organism: Chelmon rostratus (copperband butterflyfish)
Lineage: Eukaryota; Metazoa; Chordata; Actinopteri; Chaetodontiformes; Chaetodontidae
Product: transcriptional coactivator YAP1-like
Exons: 9
Coding region: 282-1451 (389 amino acids)
Biological process (GO): positive regulation of transcription by RNA polymerase II; hippo signaling
Cellular component (GO): cytoplasm; nucleus
Molecular function (GO): transcription coactivator activity; transcription corepressor activity; protein binding
Source: RefSeq, a predicted model, not a curated record
CUGGAUGUGAAAAAAGUUUGGAGGUCUCGCCGAAAUCACUUUUCUCCAACUGCUUUCACAUGUGUGCGUUUUUCUCCCCCCCACUUGAGGAGGCUUUUAGUUGAAAGUCUGCAUCGGAAAUCGGCGUCGGAGUGCGUGUUUUUCCCGGCUGUGAUUUCUCCAGUUUCUUUUUUUUUUCUCCCUGCAGGAAUACAGAGGGAGAGGGAGAGAGGGGGAGAGAGAGAGAGGGGGGAAACGGUCUGGCUGCUUGAAGAUUUGUUGCGACACCUAACUUUGGCGACAUGGACGCGCACCGCGGCGCGCCUCCGGCCGGCCAGCAAAUCGUGCACGUCCGCGGGGACUCGCAGACGGAGCUGGAGGCCCUCUUCAGCGCGGUGAUGAACCCCAGCAAGGCGGCCCGACAGCCGGCCUCUCUGCCCAUGAGGAUGAGGAAGCUGCCGGACUCCUUCUUCAGGCAACCGGAUUCCCGUGGCCACUCCAGACAAGCCAGUUCGGAUGGAGGUGUGUGCGGCUCCCUCACUCCUCAUCACGUCCGCGCCCAUUCCUCCCCGGCCUCCCUCCCAGUCAACUCCCUCUCCACUCAAGCAGCAGAUGUAGCAGCGGCGCCGAUAAUACCUGACGACGUGCCACUCCCGCACGGUUGGGAAAUGGCCAAAACACCUACUGGCCAACGUUACUUCCUCAAUCACCUGGAUAAGACAACCACUUGGCACGACCCCCGACUCUCGCAGCUACAGUCGGCUGCAGCUCAGCAGCAUCCUAUCUCUGGCCCUCCGGUCCACGCCCACUCCCUCAGCAACCCAGCACCCACUACGCAACCACAAAACAUCAAUCCAGAGACAGGUCCACUGCCUGAAGGCUGGGAGCAGGCUGUGACUGCAGAUGGAGAGGUGUACUACAUCGAUCACAUAAAUAAGACCACCGCAUGGGUCGACCCGCGUCUAGCCCAGAAGAUGAACCCUGGCAUCCUUGGCCUGGCACUGCAGCAAAGGCAGGAAAAGGAAAGGCUCAGAUGCAAACAGCAAGGCCUCCCUCAGCAAAUCACACCACAGGAGGCAGGAGCGAGGAGCCAGAUGCACGGUGGGAUGGACCAUGACAGGAACACACAGACACUCCCGUCUCUGGAUGUCAGGAUCAGAGCAUCAAACCAUGAACCCACACUUAAUGGCGCUCACUCUCGCAAUGAGAGCACCGACAGCGGUCUGAGCGUCAGCAGCUUACCCCGCACAUCCGACCACAUGUUGAGCUCUGCAGAUCACAUGGACACUGGCGACUCUGGCGAGACCUCCUCGAUGACCUUACCGGAGUCGAUGCCUGUGCUGCCGAUGUCUGAGGGCGAGGAGCUCAUGCCCUGCAUCCCCGAGGGUCUCAGUUCGGACCUUCUGAUGGACAUGGAGACCGUUCUCUCUGGGUCGCACAUGGACAGAGACAGCCUGCUCACCUGGCUAUAGACACACCCAGCCACCGCCCCAAACAGGGUUCGCCACCAAAUCUUCAUUACAUGACUGAGAAUUCUGGAGAAUUUUUGGCUUGAAAAGUGGUACAAAACAACAUUACAGAGAGAAUACGCUACUGUUGUGUGAUGGAUACCUAACACUACUCGCAGCCUGAGGAAUGACAAAAAGCCUGGCUCUCACAGAGGUGGUAAGAUGCUGGUAUUCUCCUGGUAUUCGCCUGGUUUCACACAGAUGCAUGACGGAGCAUCCAUAUUUUAGAGACACUCCUUCCUUUUUAGUCAUCGGCUUUAGAUGACGCUCCCCACGUCUCAGUAAAAUGCGUCACAGCUAAUUUUAGAAUGCAGAUUUAUGUUAUUAUCCCCACUUGGGUAAUCCUGUUUGCAGAAAGCAUUUAAAAACACAGUGUCAAGUCAGUGAAGUUUGCAUGUAGAAGUUAGAUCGAAAAAGACAUGUUAGAAUGACAUAAAAGUUGCUCUAAAGAUAUUUAACAGUAACAGAAAAUAUAUCUACUUUACUUCGUAUAGCUUGUGGGAGCAACAUGUAGUGCGACUACCUCUAAGCAGCCUGUAAUUUGUGAUUUUAACGCUCACAGCCGUCCAAAACAUGUUGUUAAAAACUGAGGGAAAGAGAUGAAUCCAAGGAUUUACGUUAUUAUCACUACAGUCGUUCCCUAAAACCAAAACUCUGCUCAGAAAAAGACUCAGCAAAGCUCAUAUGAACACUGCUAUGUAGAGGCAUCGGGGGGCUACGAUGCACCCUUGUGGCGAACCAGUGGAGGAUGAAGAACACUAACAAGAGUCCCAUUUAACUUCGGAAACAGUCAGUUAAAAUACUCACAAGCCAAAAAAAAAAAAAAACAGUUUCAAAACCUGGAUGGACUACGGGGCUGCUCAAAGACCAGAUUGUAAUACGUUUGAGGUUUUUUGAAAUUUCAGUUCAGGAGGGAGAAGCUUUAUCUAUUUAUCUUUGGUCAAAGUGAAGACCACGUUUCUAACAAAUCAAAGCCUGUCAAAAGCCUCCUCAUUUAGAGAUGUUCAGUAUAAUGCAAUCCAACGCAAUGCAAGGUUUCCCCCAGGAAACUGUCACCAUGAGCUGAUCGAUUUAGUUAGACGGCCUUUGCUGUGUGCUCUUUUUGCUCGAGUUUUAAGAUCUAUUUUAUAGAAGUGUGUCAGUUUUUUUACAUUAGCCCACGGGAAACCUCACAGCAGCAUCGCUAUAAAAUCACAUUUUUUGAAGUUACUAAUAUUCAGGUUUUGUUGUUGUAUUGGUUUGCAUUUUGUUGUAAAGUGUUCAGUCAUUUUGUCCACUCCAGCAUUGAAUACAAGCUUCACAAAUGUAGUAUUUAUUGGAGAUUUGAAUUAUUGGAUUGCAUUAUAUUGUACAGUUGUAAUAUUAUUCUGUCCACCCCUAGUUUGAGAAAUGGUUGCCAUCAGUGCUAGCACAGCUCUGGGCAGCUCUGAAACAUAAAUGAAAAGAGUUCAAUUAAUCAGCCAUCGACUUUGAGAUUUAACUGGUUUAUUCCUUUUUCUCACUCUUUCUGCUCUUGGUUUGAUACAUUCCUAACAAUUCCUCUUUCCACAGCUGCUCUUUCAGUGGCAUCAUAGUUUCUUUCCCAACAGAAACACAUACAACCAGCAGCAGUCUCAGCCAGGGUUUCAAGUUUUAGCCCUACAAAUCAUCGACACUUUUGCUGCCCAUUUUUGAAUGCAUGCAGAUUUUUAGCUUUUCAGAUGCACUUUUCUUACCACUUACCACCAUGUUUUUCCAUUAAUUUCCAAAAUCGAUGAGCAGGCUCCCAAAACUUGCUUGAGUUGCAUUAUCACUCACUGUGAACAGUCUUGCAUUAAUGUGACGCGGUAAUGCAAUUUAAGUGCAGAUUGGUUUGCAGAAACUAAACUAACUUAACUAUUCUAAACUGCAUUGCCACACAAUGAUAAUGUAACACUUGAUGCUAGCUGUAGACCAGUGUGAGCUACAAUGCAAGUCCAUCAAAAUACAAACAUGGUGCACAGCGUUUCUCCAGUACGCUGUGUUCUAUUCACCAGAAGUUUUCAGCUAUGAUGCCUCAUCAGCCUGGCAUCUGAGGCUGUUUCCUGUUUCCAUGUGACUGAUUAAUCAUAAUAGAUACUACAUUUAUAAAAUCACAUUAUUGUGAUCAAGAGAAACAUUAAUGGCCAUAAAUACAUUAUAAUAUUGCAGUCACUUUUUCAGAAUUGUCUCUAGCAUACACAUCUUUGAUGUGUAAGAACCUUGAAUAUCCAUUUUUCAGAACAAGGCACCAAAAAUUCUCUAUUUUUCUAACAUAAUUCAAAACACAGUUAACUCAAAUCCCUUCCAUCUCUAAAUAUUCAUAAAUGAUUCAUUCGAAGUCAGUAUGUGGUUAUGAAUUGCACAACAGAGGGAAGUUUCAAGAUCCUGCUAAUAGAUUUUGUACACGUAUGGACAUAUGAAUAGAAAAAAACACAUUCAACGCAAAGCAGCAUGGUAUGCAAAAUGCUUGGCAGUGAUGUAAAAUGUGUGUGAUUUGUUGUAAACAGACUAAAACAUGGAACAUCACCGGAGUAAUCCUUUAAAAAUAAUCCUGGUCAGUGCCAUCAGAUAUUAGUUUGCAUCUACUCUGUAGAGUUUUCGUUUCCUCUGUGAGUGGCUCCAGCUUUCCACUCUUAAAGAGCUGCAUACUACAAACAUACUAAUUGCAGAUGCUGUGUUCUUGGUGUAUUUUGUUCUAACUGCAAGUGCUGUCUGGUGCUCUAAUACAGAAGGCAAUCGUCAAUAAGGGGAGCUGUAAUUCUCCGUGUUUAGUUAAACUAUAUAAUAAGUAUAUAAUCUGUUUUUUAUCUGCUGGGUUGUUUCUGCAGUGUGUUCAUACUUUAUCUGAAUUUGAAGCUGUUAAUUAUUGGUGAGAGCAUUUCUUCAGCCGGCUUCCCUUUUUUAUAUAUAUAUAUAUACAGCACAUAGAAAUAGGUAAAGACUUAAUUCACAGCAUCCCAACAUACAGAUCCAAGUCACCUAAUCUUUUUUUCUAAAUGAGAGUAUCAUGGGCCUGGAGCGACUUACUGUUCAUACACAUAAUGCAACACACUACCUAGCCUAUUAUUUAUCUUAGCAUGCAUGACACUUACAAUGUAUGUUACUUAUAAUGAUGUUUAUUAUCCUAUUUACAGAGAGUUUGGAGGCAAUCAGACUUGUUUUGUACCUUUUUAUGCAUGUGCUUUAUAUAAAUAUAUUUCUUCUUACUCUCACUGUAAUCAUUUUAAAGGAGUUUCUGUUUAAUAAACUUUUAAAUACACCUGCUAGUGGUA